AGCUCAGUAGCGAGCUGAAGCGGAGCGAGUCACAGCUCGSAGGGCCUGAGGGCAGGGCGGUGCCCCGGAAGUGGCCGGGGAAGCUGCGCAGCGGCGGCGGGGCCCGGGUAAACAGCUCCGGCUGUGGCGUAGAGGAAACCAUGUCAGGAAGAACAUCAUCUUCCAGUCAUGCCAGUUGGAAAUUARGUGCCAACAACAGAAAGCCUUCUGCAAAAGGAAAAAGGCAAAAGGAUUGUAGCAGACGCAGAUCUAAUGAUGAAGAAUCAGUUGGGCAACCCAAAGUUAUCUUGACGAAUGUCCUGAGGAUGAAAAUUGGAAGAAAAUAUAUGCAGGCACCACCUAAAACUGGUGUUAAUUUUUCUGAUGCUGRCAGGCUGCAGUCAGAUCAAGCACCCUCAUCAUCUGCUGCCACUAUAAAGAUAUGGCAGAUUUUAAACCCUACUCUCCAAAGUCUUUUUCUGUCCAAAAGGCAACCCAAAGUUAUCUUGACGAACAUCCUGAGUACGAAAAUUGGAAGAAAGUACAUAGACAGCCACGUAAUAAAUGAUGCAAAUUUACCUGCUGCUGACAAAUUGCAAUCGGGCCARCUACCCUCACCAGCUGUUGCCAGCCUACAGACAUGUCAGAUAYUAAGUUCUCCUCAUGAAAGUUCUUUUCUUUCUGAAAGGUCUGAACAUUGCCUGAAAAAGACAGAUGAUGAACCGUGUAAAUUGACCAAGACUUCWAAGGAAAGGGAAAAAACGAAUGCUGUCACUUUUAGAAGAGGAGAGCUGCAGAAGAAAGAAAACAAGCACUGUGGUGAACUGGAGAAGAGGAGCAAACACACAAACAGCACUACUCUUAUUCAGAAGAAAUUGGGCUCUUUUGUUUCUGAGAAGAGGAAAAGGAGACAUAGUGACCAUAUUGCUGAUGAUUGUAAUACACACAUUCCACAAAAAUCAUUCUUACUGUCUGAAAAGCAAAGUUCAACUCAGUCUCCUGACUGCAGAACACCUUGUGAGGAUGGACAAGCUCACAGAUCUAAUACUAUUCUGGUGCCAGAUUGUCCAGCAGAGAGAGAAUCUAAAGACACUUCCACCCACAACCACUCARGGCAUGCUUACAGUCRCACAGARGAAUUUGACWCAGARUCUCCUUCCAACAAUUUGUCAAAGRAAGAGCUUUCUGCCACCAGUGAGGAUGUGAUUGCACCAGAAGUUAGUACAAUCMRGAARUUAAAGAUGGACAAAUCACAGUGCCUGAGCAAGCUGCGGAACAGAAUCUGCAGGGGUAAUCAGCAACUUGUUUCCAUUGACCCAAUUGUCCUUUCCAGUGAUGAUGAUGAUGGACCUUCUUUGCCACCAUGCACAGAGCUGAUGCAGGAUAAUAUAACUGAAAAUAAAGAAACAGAAGAACAGUAUGACUUGGAUCUCUCAGCCAAACAAUUAGAAGACAAGAUGAAAAGUCACACAGAGGAGCUUCUAACAGAGUCAGUUGAAGAUAAAUGUGCUCUCAGCUUACCUUCUGGAAGCAAACCUAGAAAGCAGWUGAACCUGGAAUUGGAUAUUGAAUUUGAUAGACUACACAUUGGAAAAUAUAAAUGUUUAUCCACUGGUCCUGCCACAUUUACAAGGAAAGAUAUUGUGAUCCCAUUUCAGGUGUCUCUUAAAAACAUUCAGCUGACAGUGGAUACUCUGGAUCUGAGAAGAUUUGGCUUGUGGAAAAGUGAUGGUGGCCGUUCUUCAACAAUUAUYUUUCUUUGGUUGGCUGUGGAUUAUGUAGAAAAGAUUGAAUCCCAAAUGGAAAAGSUGGUUACCAGCGAGCCAUCCAGAGCAAAUGAAUUUGUAUUUUUGGAACUGUCUCAACCACUCGCAGAAUGGGAAGAAGACAGACUGACUGAACURAUUAGAGGUGUGAGCAAGAAGAAGAGAGCACCAGAUCUUGCUGAGUUUUUGUCUUUGGAGCAAACGUUACCAUUGUUUAAGAAUGUUUCUCCUGAAGAAAGCUCUUUCAUGUGUCACAAUAAGGAUCUACUAAAGCAAUACACACCAAAAGAGAAUACCUCAGAUGCUCAUGAGCCUGCAGUUCAGGAAUCAACRCUAAAAGUGAUCAGGCCCAGUUAUGCCCUUGCAAAUAAGCAGAAWAGUGGCUGCUAUUGUAUCUCUUUGUCCUCUGCACUGAAUGAAGAAUGGAAAGAAGUAAGAGAAACGGGGGCAGUUAAGAAUUUGAUUGUUUAUCCACCCCCACCUGCAAAAGGAGGACUGGGAGUCACAAGAGAAGACCUAGAGUGCUUAGAAUAUGGGGAGUUUCUCAAUGAUGUCAUCAUUGACUUCUAUCUUAAAUACCUGUUGYUGGAGAAGGCACCAAAACAUGUUGCUGACCGUACGCACAUUUUUAGCAGUUUCUUCUACAAGUGCCUGACCAGGGCAGAAAAAAAUUCUGAGGGGGAUGUCAAAGUUUCAGUGGCACAGAGAAGACACAAAAGAGUGAGAACAUGGACUCGCCAUAUAAAUAUCUUCAAUAAAGAUUAUAUCUUUGUGCCUGUGAAUGAGGAGGCUCAUUGGUACAUUGCAGUUAUCUGUUUUCCUUGGUUAGAAGAAGUUAUGUAUGARGACUGUCCCCAUCAGAAUUCAUUAUCUCACCGGCCUCCGCAGUCUCCACUUCAGCCAGAGAGUGAGAACACUAAAACUGGUUCAGUGUUCUUCAAGGAUAAAGAAGAWAUGGAUGGUCGCAGUGAAAUUGCUGCUUCUGCUUCAGUUCUCUAUUCAGCUAUUUCUAAAAUCUCCCUAAGUAAUUCCAAAAAGCAGAUUUGUAAAAGGCCUUGUAUACUCAUCUUAGAUUCMUUGAAAACAUGUUCUGUGCAGAAAACAGUUCAGGUUUUGAGAGAGUACCUAGAAGUGGAAUGGGAAGCUAAACGAAAAACACAUCGGGAAUUCAGCAAAUCAACAAUGAUUGACCUCUGUCCCAGAGUGCCUAAACAAGAUAACAGCAGUGAUUGUGGGGUCUAUUUGCUGCAGUAUGUGGAAAGCUUCUUCCAGAACCCCAUAGUUAAUUUUGAACCACCGCUGAAUCUGGAGAAUUGGUUCCCUCGUCAGCUGAUCAGAAGCAAAAGAGAAGAAAUUCGGGACCUGAUCUUGCAACUGCACUUUCAACAGCAGAGGGGCAGCAGCAGCUAAUAAAUAUAAGAAGACAGUCAUGACAAAGGACAGAGCUGUGUAAAUUAACUGGAACUCUGCUUAGUGGUGUUUGGUUUCUCCAUGCCUUGUAAAAAAAGAAGAAAAAAGUCACRAGGAGUAUUUUUUGUUCAGCAUGUAUUUAUUUAAAUAUUUUUUUUCAAUGGUGUUGUGUGGUCUUAAGAUGCUUGGAGGGGGAAGGGAGAAGGUUGUAGAUAAGAAUGUAAAUAUGUAAGUUAAAGGUAAUACCCRUGGAUUGCUAAUUGAUCCUUUACUUGGAAUCUGAAAGCGCUUACAGGUAUGUGCCACAGGAUGUAAAAAUACUUUCAGCUUUUGGACCCUGUUCUUUGUAAUUCUGUAUAAACAUGGAUGGUCUUGCAGGAGUCAGGCCUGAAGACAGGAUUUAGAUUGUGUGUUGUGUCUCUUGAGUUGCAGCUGAUACAGAUAGAAUGAAUACUAUGUAUUGUUUUACUUUAAUAAUAGGAUUUAAUAUUGACUCUCUCGAGAGAUGUAUUUUUUGUUUUGUUUCUGAUUAUGUACAGAAGUAAUCUGCAUGUGUCAGAACAUUCUGCAAAGAUUUGAGGCUGAUGAGUUGAUGAUUUUUUUUUUAAAUUAUUACCCCCUUCCUAGCAUUUUUAUAAAAGUGUAUCUUUAUGAGUGGACGACAUUUGCUUGAGAGUGACUGUUUAAGUACUUUAAAGUCAGCACUGUCUUUUUUUUUUGAAAGUUUUUUUUUUUUCUUCAGAUUUUAGAAGCAAACUUGCUCUCAAAGUACAUACCAAUACAAUAUGUGUAAGCAGUAGAUUUUUAAUGCUGUUCACCUGAUUUUGGGGAAAAAUUCCUACAAAUAUUAAGGCAUCACCUGCAUUAGCAAGGCAAGCAGGAUGUGGCUUAACAACCUCAAGUGUCUGAGGUUUUUUCCUGAAAAAUCAUUAAAACAUGUGAUUUAUAUAUGAGACAAACAGGAUUUUUACUUUUCUUAGAGGAUUGGGUAAAGAUUCCUGAAUAUUGAGUGUUUGAAGUCUUGAUUUGAUAAAGUAGCACAAAUUUAUCAUUGUCUUAAUUUGUAUUUAUGUGGUUUUUCCUUGAACACCGAUCACAUUUUGAUGUGCACACUUUUUCUGUACUAACUGCACAAUAUAAGGUGACUGUUUUAAAAGGAAGCUUUCUCCUGUUCCCCACUGUAACUUUUUCAUCUCACCAUUCAGAAGGAGUGUGUGUCAGGUAACCACCAAAACCACCUGUGUCACGAAAUAAUCUACAAAACCAGAGCUCUUAAAGUACAGCUCUGGAAGUACAACAGAGAAUUAAAAUAAAAAUUGAGGGCAACCCAAAKAGGUGAACAUUUUUAUGUCAUUGCAGAAUUCUCAGGGCCCCUUUCCUCAKGACAACUCUGAAGCCUGGCAUUUGGAAAAUCCAGUUAUUACUUCAGGUUCUGUKCAGUCAUCCAACACCCCUUCACCCCCCUUUAUUGUUUCUCAGACCAGGAACAAUUUUUUGUGGAGGAGACAGACAACUUUAAAACAAUAUGCUGAGCACAGUUACCUUCUGUAUAGCUGUGAGCAGCCUUGUACAAUGACUGUAUGUUUUUUGUCUUUGUUUCUACUUUAAUUCUGUAGCUUGUCACUACCCCUUCUUCCCCUGCCCCCCAACAUCUUUCCCUCUCAUCCCAGAGUUUGUGUCUUGCAGCACCUAAAUCACAAUACCAGCAUUACUUAAAAAAAUAAUCUGUGUAUUUGUCAUAAAACAAAAGAUAAAAAUGCAGAAAUAUAUUCCCUUUCUCUAUACCUUUUUAAAUGGAAUAAUAUUUUCAGUGUUCCCUUAUGAAAAACAGUUUGGGCUGUUUCGUAUGGUAAAAUUAGGUUUUAUCACCAAGAGAUUUGUUUUUGGUUGUUUUUUUUUUUUUUGAUGGACUGGUUUAUAAAUAUUUAAAAGCAAAAUAAUGUAUGCAAUUUUCUAAAUUGAUUUUGUAACACAAAAGGAUUGCCUUUUUAGAUUUCUUACGUAUGUGCUAUGAGAAUGCCAAUGCAUUUGAUAUUAAAAUUAU
Messenger RNA from Malurus melanocephalus (red-backed fairy wren), 5199 nucleotides. RefSeq names its product SUMO specific peptidase 7 (gene SENP7). Gene Ontology annotation, cellular component: cytoplasm; nucleus. NCBI's taxonomy places the organism in Eukaryota, Metazoa, Chordata, Aves, Passeriformes, Maluridae. The coding region runs from base 141 to 3155 and encodes 1004 amino acids. Gene Ontology annotation, biological process: protein desumoylation. The transcript has 23 exons. Gene Ontology annotation, molecular function: SUMO-specific endopeptidase activity. The record is from RefSeq and is a predicted model, not a curated record.